CUUUCCAUUCCAUCAUAUCAAGUUCCUCCUCAAAAUGGCUACCAUUAUCAUUGCUCCAGAAUAUGGUUAUACCGUUGCCGCCGCUAUCGCCUCCACUAUCCUCGUCACAUAUCUAGGUGUACGGGUCGGCAGCUAUCGCAAGAUCGCCAAUGUCCCCUAUCCGUUCCUCUACGCGGAUGCAGCAGAUUGCAAAGACGACCACCAGAAAUAUAUCUUUAACUGCUAUCAGCGCGUUCAUCAAAACACCCUCGAGGGGUUUGCCAGCUAUCUGAUCAUGCUCAUGUUCGCCGGGAUUCAAUACCCUGUUGCGUCUGCCGCCCUGGGGUCUAUCUGGUGCAUCGGACGCAUCCUUUACUCCAUCGGCUACACCACCGGCGAUCCUAAGAAGCGUCAACUCGGUGCCUUUGGGCAUAUUGGAGAGAUUGGACUCCUGGUCUUGACAGGGAAGAUCGCAUAUGACUUGAUCAUGUCCUCCGCAUAGAUACAUCUUCA
This is a messenger RNA of Gamsiella multidivaricata, 492 nucleotides long. RefSeq lists its product as uncharacterized. Gene Ontology annotation, cellular component: membrane; endoplasmic reticulum; nuclear envelope. NCBI's taxonomy places the organism in Eukaryota, Fungi, Mortierellomycota, Mortierellomycetes, Mortierellales, Mortierellaceae. The transcript has 2 exons. The record is from RefSeq and is a predicted model, not a curated record. Gene Ontology annotation, molecular function: glutathione peroxidase activity; glutathione transferase activity. The coding region runs from base 35 to 481 and encodes 148 amino acids.